AACUCGUGACAAUAAUAUAGGAUACAUUAUAAUAUAUGAAUCGCGACAAUAAAUACUGUGGCAACACUGUCAUCAUCUGAAAGGUCAUUCCAUGGCGGAAACAAGCUCCAUCAAUCCCCAAAAUGGCUUCUGCCCGCAAACCAAAACAUACCACAGCCUCCGCCCCGCCGUCCCUCUCCCGCCGCCGUCGCAGCACCUCUCCAUCUCCCAAUACGCCCUCUCCCUCCUCCACUCAACCGCCACCUCCACCACCCCCUUCCUCAUCGACGCCGCCACCUCCCGCCACCUCACCUACCCCGCCUUCCUCCGCCAAGUCGCCUCCCUCUCCGCCUCCCUCAAACCCCUCCUCUCCGAAAACGACGUCGCCUUCAUCCUCUCCCCGCCCUCCCUCCACGUCCCCGUCCUCUACUUCUCUCUCCUCUCUCUAGGCGUCGCCGUCUCCCCCUCCAACCCGCUCUCCUCCCCCGCCGACCUCGCCCACCAAAUCCGCCUCAGCCGACCCGCCGUCGCCUUCGCCACCUCCGAAACUUCCACGAAGCUCCCGCGGAUCGAUACCCCCGUCAUCAUCCUCGAUUCGCCGCGGUUUCUCUCGAUGCUCGAAUGCGGCGGCGACGCCGCCCCGAGCUCCUCCGCCGCCGUGGAUCAGUCCUCCGCGGCGGCGAUCCUCUACUCGUCCGGCACCACCGGGAGGGUGAAGGGAGUCCUGCUGACGCACCGGAAUUUGAUCGCGUUGGUGGCGGGGCUGUAUCACAACAAGCUGGCGGAAGAUGAGAAAUUGGGGGAGGGGGAGGAGGAAAAUGGCGGCGGCGCUGCGGUGUCGAUUCUGACGGUGCCGCUGUUUCAUGUCUACGGGUUCUUCAUGCUGAUCAGGGCGGCGGCGCUUGGGGAGAGCGUGGUGUUGAUGGAGAGAUUCGAUUUCGUCGGAAUGCUGGAGGCGGUGGAGAGGUAUAAGGUUACCUACAUGCCCGUGACGCCGCCGCUGGUGGUUGCGAUGGCCAAGUCGGAUUUGGUCGACGGGUUCGACUUGAGCUCCCUGCAGGCGUUGGGCUGCGGCGGAGCGCCGCUCGGGAAGGAAGUUUCCGAGCGGUUUCGGCAGAAAUUUCCCCACGUGGAGAUUUUACAGGGCUAUGGUUUGACGGAGAGCACGGGAGGGGCGACGCGAACCAUGGGGCCGGACGAGGCGAAGAGACACGGAUCCGCAGGGCGGCUGUCGGAGAACAUGGAAGCUAAGAUUGUUGAUCCGAAGAGUGGAGAGGCCUUACCUCCGCCACAACGUGGAGAGCUAUGGCUACGAGGACCUUCAAUUAUGAAAGGUUAUGCAGGGGAUGAUGCAGCAACAGCUGCAGCCUUAGAUGCAGAAGGCUGGUUAAAGACUGGAGAUCUUUGCUACUUUGACCAAGAUGGCUUUCUUUUCAUUGUUGAUCGCCUUAAAGAAUUGAUCAAAUACAAGGCCUAUCAAGUUCCUCCGGCGGAGUUGGAACAUUUGCUUCAAUCAAUUCCUGAAAUUGUCGAUGCAGCUGUGGUUCCGUAUCCUGAUGAAGAAGGCGGCGAGAUUCCAAUGGCCUAUGUUGUGAGAAAACCGGGCAGCUCUCUCACUGCAACUCAAAUUAUGGAUUACAUUGCUAAGCAGGUUGCUCCUUACAAGAAAAUACGACGUCUAGCUUUUAUCGACUCGAUUCCGAAAUCUCCGGCGGGAAAGAUCCUCCGGAGAGAGCUCGUUCUUCAUGCUGUUUCUUUCAAUUCAUCAAAAUUGUGAUUUCUUAGGAACUCACCCCAUUUCUCUCAAUUUUUGAUGAUUAUCAUUUAUGCAUACAAUAAUAAUUGCACAUGCACGAAAAAUAAAUGAGCUAGUUAAAUUAAAGCCAAACUUUAAGGGUGUGUUUGCUUUUUAUCCCUCUAAAUGAAAUGAUAAUAUAAUGAGGUAUAAACUUAUCACUUAAAGUGAGAACCAUAUUUGUUAUAUCUUAUUUGAUUUGAAUGAUUUAUCCAUUCCUUAUAAGGUGGUAUUAAAUUA
Molecule: messenger RNA, 2014 nt
Organism: Salvia miltiorrhiza (redroot sage)
Lineage: Eukaryota; Viridiplantae; Streptophyta; Magnoliopsida; Lamiales; Lamiaceae
Product: 4-coumarate--CoA ligase-like 9
Exons: 6
Coding region: 92-1756 (554 amino acids)
Molecular function (GO): CoA-ligase activity
Source: RefSeq, a predicted model, not a curated record